Porites lobata is the source of this 16735-nucleotide messenger RNA. The record is from the annotation of a GenBank genome assembly. Lineage: Eukaryota; Metazoa; Cnidaria; Anthozoa; Scleractinia; Poritidae.
GGGCUUUGUGGGAACUGUGUGUUUCCAAGAUGGCGAGCUCGUUGAGCUCUUCAAUGGAGGGCACGGGAUUCAGUGACAGUGAUAUGAGUGCAGACGAAAGCUCAUCGUCUGUAGCUCAAAGAGAAAAGAACCUCAUAGCACGUCUAAAACAGGAAAAUAGGGUUUUGAAAAUGGAACUGGAAACUUGUAAGCUACGCUGCAAACAAUUGCAGGAAGAAAACAGGGCUCUUCGCCAAGCAAGCGUUUCAAUUGUAAGUUGUACGGUUAUCAAUAUCCAUUUCAGCUUUACAGACGUAGGGCUUAGAGAGAAAACCAUAUCGCUAUAGUGAAAUGUUCGUUAACUUUUUUUUCAAUGACUAUGUUAGAGAUUUCACCGACAGACUCGAUCAAAGUUACGUCCAGAAAAACAGCUGACGUGACACAAAAAGGUGUGACUCGCAGAUAAAAGAAAAAAGGUUGUUGUUUGUAUUUUAUUUUUAGGGCCAAUCUUAGCGUGAAAUUGUAGGAAUUUAGGUAUAUUAAUUUGCGAAGGCAAAUACUAAAACAUGUCGCGUUUGAUUUUGUUUCUUUCAACUGGCAAGUUUUACAUACCCGUUUCCAAUUAAUAAUUAUUCUGAAUUGUGUUCAGAAUUCUUCCUUUGCUUAUGAUAAUUUGUUCUUAGGAGUUUUUAACAUCGUUCAAAUUUCAGGGUAUGAUACUAGCAACUGAAAAGAAAAACAUUACAAUACUGUUUGUGAAUUUAACAGGGGAGAAAUGUAUGGAAAAGACAAUCUUCAAUGGUGUUACUUGUGGACUAUGAAAUAUAUUUUUUGUUUAACAUUAUGAUAGGCACUGCCAGUGGAAGGUGGUUGCCUUUGUCAUGUAACUGGAUUUGAAAUUGUCUUGUGUUGGUGUUUUGUCAAAACUUCGUGUUCCUACAGAACUGGACAGAAUUAACCUAACACUGAAUGCGUUCGUGUAACGCCAAUGGAAUGCAAUUGGAACACAAAAGGAAUGCAAAGGAAACCCCAAAAUUUGUGUGAAGGAGAACGUGUUCCAUGCCCGAAGAAAACAUACGCAAAUGAUAAUCCGUUAGCCAUUAGAAGACUAACAGAUAACACGUAGCUAACGGCUUUUUUAAUGCUCUAAUGGUUUGUCCAAAUGCACUAACGAUUUGUUCAAGCGCUUCAACAGUUAACGGUUGGUCCGUCUUAUGUUCGCCUUUACUUGUAAGAGGAUUGUGCAAAUCACCGGUGAUGAAUUCGACAGAAGUCUUCAUCUGGUCUUAUCGAUUUUCAGGCAAACUGAAUGCAAUACUCAACAGGUCCCGUGUUUCUCAUGGAAUAACUUUUAGCACAUUGAUUGAUAAUAAUUUCUUUAUGUUGAACAUGUAUCUCGAUUGCCGACUCGAUUGCAGAUUAGUCUGAUAAAAUGGAGAUCAAAAGUCGUCUAUCUUGGUGCUUAUUUCUUGAGCUUGUUGACAUUUGAGCCGAUUGCGAUAAGGCAUAAUUGCUUGACAACCCAAAUAAAAGCUUUCCUGUAUAUUAUUGACUUCCAAUAAAGUACCAUUGAAGUCAUGCCGUUUGUUGAACAGACUUCUCGCCAAAUCAACUUUUGCACGAAAAUAUUUACGAUCUGUUUCUUCUUUGUAGAGGAGACUUUCAAUCAUGUACUAGGCAAAAAAGUAGAUCACGUUUUACUGAUGUUCAUUUCUGAGCAUCAAUGCAAAUAUGUGACGCAAAACAAAUGUUUGCAGAUUUUGUUCUUUCCUGAAGCUUGUAUAUGACUACCUUACCUGUUUGAGGAAAUUUACCCUCCACUCUUUACCUUUGGAGAUUUUAGACGCCACCGUAAGUGAGUUCUUCGACAAUGCUAAUCUUUUACGAAUGGUCAUUAAAAUGGGUGAAAACUGUUUGAAAGGGUUCAAGGGUUACAAAAUAAUGUGUCUAAAGUGACGGUGUUACAGACCCACAGAAAAAUGUUUCCGUUGGAACUUCUUCAACAGAGCAUUUAAGGUAAAGAUCAAUGGAUUAAUCGCUAACAGACAUGAUUCACGUUCUAAUGGUUCAACAUAAGAUGUUAACAAAUUGACUAACACCUCUAAUGGACACAACUAACAGUGUAAUGGAUAUGGAUGAGUUAACGGAUUGCCAAAAGCCUCUCACGGUUUUCAUUUGAUCUGUCUAAUGGAUAGCUAAUGGUCUAGACCGUUUAAUGGAAUAUCGUUAAUGUACGUUUUCCCAAGUAAGGGCACAUUUAUAAGAACACAUUCCUCAGCAAAAGACCACUCUCCAAAGAACUGCAUUCCAUUUUGUCAUUCCAUUUUGCGUUUCAAAAUUUGAUAUCUGACUUACAAUGUAACAGAACAAAGAGUAAUAAAACUACAACUUCUAAUUUUUUGCACACUCGAUUUGUUUUGAGUAACUAGAGUUGCUGUUGCUGAAAAUGAUACAGAUCAUGUAACUUGCAAAAUGGAGCCUCUGCAACUAGUUAAGAUGGAUUGAAUUUGUCCGGCCAAAAAUGCCUAUGUCCGAGCAAAAUCAUGUUUGACCGGACAAUGUGUCCGGCACCUGCCCAAUAGUUAUUUCAAGCCCUGUUUGUGGUCAAUAAUUUUAUUGUUUAUGUUGAAUUUUAUCCUUGGUUCAAAUAUUAUAAUAUUUACAUUUUUUCAACAAGUUAUUGUACAUAGCCGUGCAGGAGAGAAAAGAAAUAAAUCUGAGCCAAUUAUAAGAUUGAACCACAACAUUUCAUGACUUAACUUAAUUUUUUUUACACCAAACAGCAAGCCAAAGCAGAGGAAGAAGAGGAAUUUAUUUCCAACACGUUGCUGAAGAAAAUUCAGUCACUGAAAAAAGAAAAAGAAACUCUGGCAAUGAACUAUGAACAGGAAGAAGAAUUUCUCACAAACGAUUUGUCAAGAAAAUUAAUGCAGGUACCUAUUAGUUAAAUAGCUGUAUUCUAAACAGUAUUACAUUCCAAGCUUUGUUACCAUUGACCGUGUUUGUGUUUGCUUUGGGAGAAUCCAAGAUACAUGUUUGUGAUGUCAUAAAAUAUGAGUUGUUCACUACCAAAAAAGUAGAAGAUAUGAAAAAGGAAUAUUCGCCAGGACAAUUUCACAUCCUUGUGCUCAUCAUGAUGAGAAAAAUAAAACAAAAGAAACAACAGCAAACCGAUCCUCACUGCAAUAAUAAGAAGAAAAAGUAACAUGACAUACAUAUAAAAUUCAAAAUAUACAAUGUACCAGUUGAUAUGUAUGCGCACCUAUUGGCAGAGUGCUCAAAUUCAAAAUAUAUAUUUUGGUUUGAAACACAUGGCUCUCAAGGGCUAAUUAACAAUUUUUCCUCGAGCUCGAAUGGGCUUUGAGUCAAUAGCCCAUGAGGCUGAAGGCCGAAUGGGCUAUUGACUCAGAGGCCAUGAGGGCGAGAGGAAUAAUACAAUUAUUGCUAUUGUGAUAGUAAAAUCCAACUAGUUGGUCAAAAAUAUCGAGAAUAAAAAAUUUUCAGCUAGUUAAAAGCUAGUCUUUAAGCCCGCGGUUUUCGCUUCUAGGGGGCUAUAACAUAUAGCCUAGUAGUAGCUCAACCAAUCAGAACGCAGCACUGAUAAUAGACCACUAGUUGGAUUUUACUAAAACAAAAUAGAUUACAUGUUAGGAUCUUCAAAUUAUAAGAAUUUGAAACUGAAGCCGAUAAAUAUUCUUUCUUUUAACAUGGACAAGCAGGUGAUAUUUAGUACAAAAAUGGCAAGUAAAAACAUUUACCUAUAAAUGGAUUCAAUUCAAAAUGAACCAGCAAUAAAACAGUAAUUAACAUAAAAUAUGUAGCAACGAGUCGAGUGCCAUUACUUUUAUCAUGUUUUACAAAAGGUUUUUUUUAAUAAGUAUCAACAAAGUGGCGAUAGUGGUGAGAUCAGUUGAUGCAAAAAAUCUGGGGCUAUGUUCUUGCAUCGUGUUUUAAUGUUGUUUUUGUCCUGCUUAACUUGCAUAGCUUUGUUUAACCUUCAUAACCUGUUUAAUAAGAACCUGAUUAGCCUAAUUUUCCAGUUAGCACCAUUUUUAUCAGAACCUUUUUAGCCUAGCUUGGAAAAACUUAGGAUCUUAUAAUGUGGGUUUUUACUGUAGUACACAAAGAAAAUUGUAAUUUGUUUACCCACGGAGCACCAAGGAGUUCAUAAGAACUCGUUGAAACGUGUCUGUGCGUUCCAGAUUGAAGUGGAAUUUGAGGAGAGGGGAAAACUGGAGUACCCAGAGAAAAACCUCACGGAGCAAGGGAGAGAACCAACAACAAACUCAACUCACAUAUGGCGUCGCCGCCAGGAUUCGAACCUGGGCCACACUGGUGGGAGGCGAGUGCUCUCCCCAAGGUGCCACCCAGGGAUUGCAAAUUUUAUUGAUGAGUGGAGUCACUGUGACUUCCGCUUCACAAAUUUUGGAGUCAUUUUGGAAAAUUUGGAGUCAAGUAUCACAACGAAAAAAGCCAUUUUCAGACUUUACAGCACAUGGUCCUGGCAUGAAUAACUAUCAUGAUGGAUAUACGGUGUAGCUGUGGGGGUCCACUGACCUAGAAAGCUCAAAUCCAUGAUGGCGGUCAUCGAGUAAACUUUGAUCGUAAUUUACCCUUUUCCUGUUUUGUCGUGCAGUAUCAUUCUUUAAUUUUGAUGAUUUAAUUAAGGUUUGCAACGUUUACAAUUAACGUAAAUUGCAUUUGUUGCGAAAAAGGUAGGGACAAAACUGUGUGUGUUACCGAAAAUUUCUGGAGUCGAAGUGGCUCCCUGUUUGUUACCGAAAAUUUCUGAAGUCGAAGUGACUCCCUCCGUAACCUCUGUGGAGUCAUCUGAUCAAUUUUGGCGUAAAAUACGCCAAAUUUGGCGUAUUUGCGAACCCUGGUGCCACCCUUAACAAUAAUUCAUUCUAAAAAGGAAAGCUUUAUUGUGGUGCCAUUUGUCUUUUUUUAGCUACGCCAAGAGAAGAUUCAGCUGGAGCAAACCCUAGAGCAAGAGCAGGAAUAUCAAGUCAACAAAUUGAUGAGAAAAAUUGACAAACUGGAAUCAGAUGUCACUUCAAAGCAGACGACCUUAGAACAGGUAAUGAAUGUCCUUUAUCUGUCAGUUGCACUGAUUACUAAUCUAAUUUAUUAUUGCGUUUUAUUAUCGCUGCAUACUGUCUCAUUACCACAUUGUGGCAGACUGUCCAACCAUCCUGAUCUUGUUGGGAUUCUCUUAAUUUUGCUUGAAAAUUUCGAAUCUGGACCGGUAUGCAAUCGGAUAGGAAAAAUCCGAAUUUUGACAUCUGUUCUGAUAUUUUAACAGGAAUUCUUAUGGCAAAUACAUUUUACAGAAUAUACUUAACUGAAAGUGAUAUCCAGAAAACUUUAUAAAACCACAUGAAAAAUAAAAUAGAAUUAAGUACUUGAAUGUUCAACUAUGCUAAUAAAAUUAAGCAUAAAAUGACUAUCAAGACAGAAAUUGUCCUCUCAAAACCUUAGAAAUGACUUUUCAGAGCAUCAAGAUUUCAAAUUUUUCUGAGGAACAUCCCCGUUAAACUCCCCUAGAGGCUCAGCCCUUCAGCCCUCCCAUGAUUCAUCAGUGAUUAAAAAAAUAUCUGUAUUUUACAUACUCCAAAAGGUUGGAAAGUCUGUUGUGGUAUGAUAAGACACAGGAUUAUUGAAUUAUAAGUGUGGUUUUCUGCUGGCUGAGGGACGAAAGAAGCAGAAAACGUUUUUUUUUAACACACGGCUGGGAGUAUGGGUUCGAGUGUGCAGGGGGUCUUCAGGUCACAUUGCAUUUCAGAGUUCAGUUGUUUUUGUUGCCUUCCACCACUGCCUGACCUUCCCCACCCACCCACCCUCCAUGUAUUUUUAGGGUUGUAGGUUUUCAAGUAGUGCCUCAGUUACGGUUAUUCUUGUAUGUUAAUCUAUUGUAUCUAGGCUCAGUUUCAGCUGUUUUUGUUAGCUCUCUUUUGGUGCUGUAACACUAAUGAUUCAUAGUGUUGAUAUAAUAAAGGUCGGGCUGCAUUGUCGGCUUGGCAUGGCUCCCAGUUUUGUGUGAGAACAGUAACUGAAUUAUUCAAAAUUGAUAGAACCUCAUCAGCACCUUUACAUGGUACCAUUUUUUACAUAGUCACACAGUCUAAUUUGGGAUUUUAAUUGAAUGCUCAAGUUUGGCACUUCUGCAUGUGAUAUAGUUAGGUUGUGGAGCUACAGUUUGUAUGUCUCCAUUGAAAUAAUUGGAAAUCAUUACCUUGCACCCCCACCCCCUCUCCUGGAAAAAAAAGUUGUUUAUCUCAAAGUGAACUUAGCAUUUCAGCUAGUUUACCACCUUUCCAUUCAAAUACUCACUGGAAACAAAUAAUCCAAACAGAACAUUACACCUGAUUAAAAACCCAAAUUGGCAGGAGGCAAUCGGUUGGCUAUUUUUUUUUUACGUGGAUUUGAAUUCAUGAUUUGAAUUAAGGACAACCAAGAACAAAUCUAGAUAGUGGUCAGAGUGGGACUUGAAUUGGGGAUACUGACUGCUUGGCCUUCAUUGUGAUAUUAUUUGAAUUCUUUUUUUCAGCUGAGGAAAGAGAAAGUGGAUCUUGAGAAUACUUUAGAACAAGAGCAGGAGUUAUUAGUCAACAGGCUGUGGAAAAGAAUGGACAGACUGGAAGCAGAGAAGAGGUGGGUUGAACUCUUUACAUUCAUUUUGCCCCCAAGUAAUUUCACCCCAGUAACUUAGCCCGCCUACUGUAGAGUGAGGAAUAUUGUAUUUGAAGUGCACUUGUUUUGGUUUAUAGCUUGUAGGAUGAGAAAUAUUACAUUUAAAGUGCACUGGUUCAGUUUUAUGGCUUAUAGAACUAGGAAUAUUAUAUUUGGAGCAUGCUAAAUGACUCGAAAAUAGGGGGUCAAGUAAUUAGGGCAAAAUGACUGGUUUCUGGUUGAACUGACUGCAUUCUGCAUUUCCCCUUCCCUAUAAUAACUGUUUUUUUAUUCUUCUGCUUCCUGUCUGCUUCUGGUCACAGAAUAGUAAUAUGCAGGCAAAGAAAACCUGAAAAAUAAAGUGCUUUCAGGAACAGACCUAUUCGGCUAACUCAGUGUUGUACCCAAUUCAAACCCAUUUGCAUAUCAUUUAAAUGUGAAUGCCACACUAUAAUGCAAAAUACAAUACACAAAGAAUCUUAACCUUGGGAGAUUUGAAUUGGGUGUAACAUUGAGUUUGCCGAAUAGGUCUAUUCGAAAGUUGGUCAAAACCUUGGCAGUACAUAGUUUGUGGUGGCAUUCAUAAUUAAGAAAAAAAUGUUCUUGCUACACAAGUGUAAUAUUUCCUCACUGUAGCUAGCAGUGUGGGCAUAGAAGCAGUAGAAUUUUCUGGACAACUCAAAGGGGCCUUCUGGUAUCCCCUGAACUCACCAAACUUUUUGUGCUUUCUACUAUUUCAGUUCUUCCUCUGCUUUUAAAAUCAAAGAUGGUGACUACCCACAUGGGAAAUACAUGUGCUAAGCGAUCGUUCUUUCGCAUCGCAGGUUAUAGUAAAGAUGCUAUAGUGCAGUUAUUUAUUGUAAAUUUUUUCUGCUUCCCGUCAGAAUGCUACAAGAGAAGCUUGAGGAACCUAUCUCUGAGCCACCCUCCCCCAGACAGUUUCAAGAUGGAGAGGAUGCUGUGGGUGAUCUGGCUUCACAUAUCACAUCACUGAGAGAAGAGAUUCGCAAACUCAGACAGCAACUUGCCAAAUCUGAAGCUGAUUGUAAGUAACAUCAGGCCUUUUCGCCCGAAGGCAAUAGACCUGUUUAGCUUGUAUAUUUUUGGUUUUUCCCAAUUCAGACCAAGUGAUGGUCUCCAGGAAAAGCACAGAUUAGUUCUUGGCCACUGUCGGGGGGGGUACUAUAGGAAUUUCUGGGUAGGGAUGUGCUGCCGCUCGGACCCUGGAACCCUUCACCUAUACCAGAGCUAGUUCAGCUGAAUUUUGCUACCCUAUACUAGAGUAAACUCCCCAAAUCCCCCCUAUCCUAGAGUAGCUGUUUCCCUAGUCUAGAUAAAAUCUUCAACCAACUGAUCAGUUUCCUGAAAAAUGAUACCCUAUCCUAGACCCGAACUCUCUGAUUUAUAUACCCUAUCCUAGAGUAAACUGCUUGAAAACCAUACCCUUCACAGCGGCACAUACCUAUAUAGCCCAUAUAUGGCAGUACCCCCUCCCCCCCCCGGGGCCACUGUUCGCCUACAUAUGCACGUGGAUGCACGUGCACAAGACGACAGUUGAAAGAAAACAGUUUUCAGGGGUACCAUCACGUGGUGUGAAAUGGGAAAACAAAACAGACAAGCUAAAAAGGUCUAUUCACCAGCACUUAAGACGAUUCACCCGAUGCUUUUUUGUCGUUUGUUAAGCCUGAAAAAAGGGAUAAUUGUGAAAAGACAGUGACUGCACAUAAGGAAUCCAAACUUAACUAAAAUAACAUCUCUGAUAAUUAUGUUUACCGUGUUGUAGAGAGUUGAAUGUCAUCAGGCGAAUCGACUUAUGUCCGGGCGAAACAAUUCUUGUAAGUGAUAUCUAAGUGUAAAUUCUCUUACGUGUAUAACUUCUCUCAAGAUGCUUUUUAUGAAACAGUACCAUAAAAAGAGUCGCUAUCCUAUACGGGCCUAUGUACUCGAAUCUAGAAUUUGUCACCAAGAAUCAAGUACGGAAACGAUGCUCGCGAGACCGAGAAAAUAUCUUAUACGUUUUGCUUGAUACAAUUUGUUUGGGUAAAUGGCCUAACUUUAAAAACAUAAGAAACUACAGAAUCUAUAGUCGUUGUAGUGAAGAAACUCAAGGGCCAAACAAAUAAAGCUUUUGCAAGUGUGAUUUUCAAUUGUAGCUGUUGCGUGUUACCUGUAAACAGGGGCACCCAACGGCAAUUUUCGGGAAAAUAUCUGUUCGGAAGACGAUUUGAGAUCUAGAAUUUUCGGAACAUUUGCUGUAAAAUUUCUUGCUUGCCUGCCUCUCCUAGGAUUUUCGAACGUCUACAAAAUGAUAUAAUUACCCAUUUUAAACGGAUAUUUACCCUAAAAAAGGCCACCUAGAAUUUUCGGGAGCCUUUUCCUGGCUGAAAUUUUCGAAAAGGUAAGUUUUGAUCCCUAUAAUUUUCGGAUCACUAGACUUUCAGCUAGGAAAUCCGAACAGAUGAAAAGUUUUUAGGGGAUAAAAAUAUGCCUAUAUCUACCGUUUAAAUACUAAAAUACGUUCAACAAUGCUAUGUUAAGUGGUUUUGAACUAUAUCCUCGUUGGGUGCCCCUGUGUAAAUUACUGUACGCUUGUAAAAGGGUUAUUGAAUUCAGCCUAGGUUGUACGGAAACGAGUAACGAGUUAACUUGUAUGGAAACGACUAUCAAAGUAUCAAAGUUGUUUCGCCGAAACAAUUUUGUAUCGAAACGACCUAACCCGUGGUAGCCAAUGGACUUGCAUCGAAACGAUCCGAUAACUUACAAAAAAUGUGUCAUUAUAAGUUGAUAGUUCUGUCUCGGUUUCUGCUCAGAGGGUGUAAGAGUAAACUCGAGAAUGAACAGCAAGUCAUAGUAAGAGAAAGUAACGGACUGAAUAAACUUUUUUUGUUUAUUUCCUAUGUUUCUAUCCUCUGGACCUCACUUUCAGGAUGAAUUUUAAUACAGUAAACACCCGCAUAUAAGAACAAAUGGAUUAAGAACACCAGGCUGAAAUUUGGCCAAUAAAGCCCCAUUUUUAUAAGAAGAAGAUAAGCCUGAAAAUUGUAACAUGUUCGUAUAAAAUGGAAAAAGUGUCAUAAUUACAAAACAUGUAAGUUUAUGUUUGCUGUCAGAAUAAUUAUUUAUUUUAUUUUUCCUAAAAUAUGCUAAAUAUACCUUUAGCAUUUCUUUUGGAUAGUAUUACUAAAUAAAAAGUUAAGAACAUUUUAAGAACAUUUUGAGGCUGAUUUGUCUUUAAGCACCCGAUAAAUAAGAACUCAAUCAGCCUGACCUCCGAAAUCGUGUGUUCUUAUACGCAGGUGUUUACUGUACAGUGGAAUCCCGAAACUCCUCCGAAAAAGGUCCAGAUAUUCGAAAAAUCGGGUGGGGUGGCGGAAAUUACAAUGUUUUGCUGGCAAAUUGAAACCAGAUUUGGUUUGCACUAUCUGGUGGUUCGAGAAAUGGAGACUUUCCUGUAUUUCGAAACUGAGCUGAUGUUCCUUGACAAAGAAUACAGACUCGAAAACUUAAUCGUGUUCUUUCUCACGUGGAUGUGUCUUCCUGUUGAUAUUUGAUGCUUAAGUAAAACACGAUGAAAGCAAUAUAUUAAGAGACGUGUCACGUGCAACUAAAGAACUCAAAUCUUGAUAUUCUUCCUUGUCUAAUUAUUUUGGUCUUUGUUGUACAAACAUACAUAAAUUCAAAGAUUGUGAUUUGUUUUUCGCCCCUGACUAUCCCGUUAUCCAGCCCAGGAUGUUAGAGGAUGAUGUUUCUUUAUUUUCAAACAUGAUUUUAAAACGAGUUAGUUCUCUAAAUCUCAUUACGCCAAGGGAAGUAAAGGAAAAUCCGGCGGCCAUGGUUAUUAAUUUACGUUAAAUGAAUGUGUAUAAGAACGUUGAUUAAACUGCAUCUUGUCGCACUUGACUCCGUGGCGCAAUGGUAGCGCGUCUGACUCCAGAUCAGAAGGCUGCGUGUUCGACUCACGUCGGGGUCAUGGUUUGUUUUCCUUUUUUCCUCCAUUUGUUUUAAAAAGAUAUUUUUAUACUUGCCGAGUCUUCAGUUUACCUCGUGGUCACGGUUGUUGAUUUGCUCUGUUCCUCUCCCUCUUGUUUUUCCACUAUGUGUCCCUUCCCCCAAAUCAAACUCCUUUUCGGGGUAAAGAAAAACAAGGUAAAACAACGGGAAGCAAACUUUUAAAUUAGUUUUAAGGAAAAAGAAAGGUUUGACUUACUGUUAGUGGUUGGACAUGACUAAAAAUCGAAUUUCAGUAGGCUGAAAGCUUGAAAAAGCAGGAAAUUGUGAAAUACCAAUGACUUGUGAGUCAAAAGCCCACUAAAGAGCCGCGCAAAUGAUCAUUUUAAGUCACGGAAAGUUAGAAGAGAAACAAGAGAGACUGUUUUAUUCCGGCUGUAGUUUAUUUUGCACGUGCUGCAAUGUAGUGUAUCUUAAACUGAGGGAACACAACAUAAAGCGAUGUUUUUGACACAAAAUACUAGAAACUUUAUUUGUCCGCUUAGUGGACUUUCCUGACCUUUUGCGGUGACCAGAAGGGAAAUAUUUGUCACAUGAUUUAUUACGCGGAUCCUGAUGAGCCUAUAUAUUCUCCCCACCGUACUUCAUACCUUUCCUGUAGUACAUGUACUGACAAGGAGAAUUUCAGUGUUGAUCAAUCACGUCCUUGGUUACCUUGCGAUAAGUUCGUUUGUUGUAAUGACGUUUUAGUUUGAUUAAAUUUGCGAUUUUCCCGUUCGCCCCCAUAAUGCAAUUUGUUUUCCUCACAAAAGCUUGCCGGCAUAAGUAAUAUUUUCAAUUUUACUUGGGACGAACAAUCCUGCCUUGAGAAAUUGAAAACAAAACUCUUGGGACAUCUAUAUCCAGUUGAACAAAGUUUGUGGAUCUGUCAUAUCACGGGCAGAAAAACUCCCGCGGGGGGGGGGGGAGGGAGUGGCCGCGCCUCACUUAUUAUGGAUUUAGUUACUAUAGCGCUUUUCAAUUGAGUGUCGAAAACCAAAACCAAAGUAAUCACAACGGCCAAUCAGAGUAAAGGAAAUUAUCACAGGGAGCCAAUGGCAACUCGAAGUAAACGCGUGUAACCGGCCUGUAGCGCGGGAAAACGCGAGUGACCAAGGAGCGAUUGGUUUUAGUUUUCAUCUGAUUGGCUGAGAGGUUGGCGCGAGUUUUCUAGACCAAUCAAACAGCACAGUAAAGCAAAACCAAUUCAAUCCUGGAUUACUUUCAACACUCAAUUGAAAAUUGCUCUAGUUUAGGCUAAUCUCCACACCAUCUCCAUCUCUUUAGAUUGUGAAAAAAUGGAGGCGUAUGCAAAGGAGGAACGUCAGGUCAAGGAGGAAAAUAUCAGAUUACAAAGAAAACUGCUGCGAGAGAUGGAGAGAAGAGAGGCGCUCAGCAGACAACUAUCAGAGAGUGAAUCCAGUUUGGAGAUGGAUGAUGAGAGGUAAGCCGAGAAUGGACAUAUUUUGCACGUUCAUUACUACAAAAAUGGUGCAGGACUACCGUUAAAAACACCUGUAUGUGAGAAAUAGUUCCCCUACAAGAAUGUAGGAUAUGAAAAUGGUCUGGUCACUAGGCUAAGGGAAAAAAAAGCCAUUUUAUGGUUAAAGCUGUACGUGACGUGAGAAACAAGUCGGUAAAAGCAGGUUGUUUCAUAUGAUGAAAAGUUAAAAAAAAAAAUGGAAAAAAUCUUCUUUUUUUACCCUCGGCAGUAUUUAUAGCACUGAUGCUAGUGGGCCGAGAAAAGGUCUUAAAACAAAAAAUUCAGAUUAAACUUAACAGGGUUAAGAAUCCCAACUGGCCGGAGGCAAACCAGUUUGCAAUCUACAAGCGUGGUCGAGGAUUUAAACUCGGGACUACCGUGACUUGAACAAAUCCAGCUAGCGGUCAGGGCGGGACUUGAACUCGGGGCUUCCGAAUUACAAGUUCAGCGCUCUAACGGCUCGGCCAUGCUGCCUCCUCAAUGAGCUGUGUGGAAGGCUGAAUAGUUGAAACCGCAACACUGCGAGCAGAGAUAGUGGAGACGUAAGAAAGGAUCAACAACAACUAUAAAAACGCACUGAAAUCGCCGUGUAGUUAUUUUAGCGAAAAUCGUGAAAUCUAUAAUGCCGAUCACUCUUGAUUGACGGGGAUGACAAAACCACUCCAUACUCUCUAGGGUUCGCACACACCUUGAAAUUCCUUGAAAGUCCUUGAAAAUUGCAGUUGCUGCUGGAAAGUCCUUUAUUGUCGGUGCUAACUUUAUCCAACCCAGAUUCUCAGGUGCCUAAAGGAGCAAACACAGAAAGACCUUCAGGAUAAAAAAUUAAAAUUGCAGUCAUGUUGUGGAAGAACUAAAAAAGGCAGACUCAAGACUCUUUUUUGCACUGAGUGGAGUGCCUGAAAAAUGGGAAAUGUGUCCUUGAAAGUCCGUGAAAAGUCCUUGAAUUUCUUGUUCAAAAAAGGGUACGCCUCCUGACUUUCUUCGAUAUGCGAUAAUCGGGCUAAAUUCAUGCGACACUAUCGAGGUUUUACGAUCAAACUAUAAUCAGCCGUAAUUGAAUUUGGAAAGAUUAGAUGUAAGACAAAAUUUACUCUACUCGUUUUUAACUUUUGAUCAUAAUUUUGGGAUCAAAUGAUGGGCAUGCUGAUGAUAAACGCCAUUUAUAUCCAGUAUUUGGUUCAGUGCUUCAUGACCUCUUAAUUUUUAAAGACUUUCAGGCGUACCAAACCUGUUUGUUCUUUGUAUAUUGAACCACUCAUAGAACACUCUUCUUGCCCCCUCCCCCUCGCCACCGCCCCUUUCCCAAUUUUUUAAAAGCUGUUGUUUUCAAACGCUUUUGGAAACAGUCCUCCUGGGAGCAUAUGAAACAAUAGUUCAUGCAAAAUGUUGGGGGGUGUGGGUGGGGGCAAGCGAAGUUUAUUAUGAGGGAUUUGAAAAUAGAGAAUGUACCUUUCCUGUAGGCACUUCAACGAGAUGACCUCCCAUGGUUCGGCGCACCGGGACCGUACAUCAUCCAGUCCCCUCCCGCUGACUGCCAACAGACCCAUAUCACCAGCCUAUGGUUUUACUCCGCCGUCACCGCGCUUGCCCAGAUAUCCAUCCAAUGAGAGACUGAGUGGGUCCCAUUCCUCUGCGAGCUCAUCUCCACCGACUCACUCAUUACAAGUAAGACUAAUUAUAUUUCAGAUGUACUUACAUGUAAUAUUUGGAAAUGCAGAAAAGUGGCGGUAAUCUUGCUGCGUCUAACGCUGCAGACCUUUUGAAAGCCUAAUUUAGGAAAGAAACGGGCUUCACCAACGACACGACAAUUAAGUAAACUCAACCAAACGAAGUAAAAAACAAUUGAGCCUAAAAAUCUCAAAUCAAGCGCAGUUUCUCCUGUUUGAGUUGGUACUCGUUCCUCGAAAUUUCGAUAAUACUUAACUUUGUGUUGCUUCUUUCAUUCCAACUUAUCAGCAUUUAUUCCUAGACCUCUUUUAUACCCCUGAAUAGUCUGCUGAAAUGCGUCUAGUGUUAGUUAAAAGAGACAUUAGGGACCUUAAGCAAGGACGACGAGACGGCAGUGAAAACGUCAGUAAAAAAAUGAAUUUGCGUUCUUUCAAACUUAAUCGCGUCUAUUUGGACCCGCUCAAAAUGUCAAGUGCAGACGACUUUUCCUGGAGUUGAAUUCUUAAGGAUUUUAUUCAGGUUCAAAAAGGGGAAGGAAAAUUCGUCGUCGUAUGUCCACGUCCUCCAUAAAACGUCAAAUAAGGAGGUUUCACGUCGUAGUCGUGCAGUGGACGUCAAAGAAAUGUACUAAAAAGCGUGAUGCACGUGCAGAGCUGUUGUUUUGAUCAUUAAACCUAUUGUUUUUUUUGAAGUCAUCGUUGUGGUCGUCGUCGUAGUUACUUAAGCUCCCUAAUUAGAUUCGAUGACGACAACGACUCCGAAGACAAGAUUUGACAGAAAGUUUUUUCGUGUAUUCUCAAAAAAUAGACAUGCAACCCGGAAAGCUUUAUUGUACCCUUUUUCACCAGAAAAGUUAGCACUGUUAUCUUUAGUGAAGGAGGUUACGCCCUUUCGCGAUCGCAAAAUAAUAAAACCCGUAGUAGAAUGACGACAACUAUCACGUUUUCCCGCCAAAAUGAAGCUGGUUUACGCAAGCGCAUUAGUUAGUGCUGAGAAAAUCUGGUACUAGUAGUCCUCCUCGUCUUAGAAUCUAAAGGUCUCUCAUUCUUUAUUUCCGAAAUGUCGGAAGGAACUGAAAAUUUGCGUGACCAGUUGUGACACACAGACUUUGUUUUGCGUUACAAACUCACGCAAUCUCAUAUUUCCUUUGUCACAGAGAGGGCAGCGAACUUACUCCUCCUCCAGUGCAACGCCCCACCGACCCAGGCCUUCAUCAGGAUCAUAAUCCACAAACGACCUUUGCUGGUAUGGACUGAUAUGAACUUGAACUGUUCAGUGCGGAUCACAAGAAUCCCAGACUACGUUAAUAAUAUAGGUUUGGUGCACUAAGUGGUGUUGACCUAGGGAUAAAACAUGGUGUUUUAUUGCAGCAAGGUCUUCAGGUGUUAAAAGUCAUUGAUUUACUAAAAGGUAAACAGUAAAAAGAGCUUUUAUGUUAAUGGCCGCUGCCAUUGUCCUAGAAUGAAUUACGGAUAUAAACGAGGCAAUUAAAAGGCAAAUAAUAAGGGGACAAAGUCUUAUUUAGUUAAGCAUGGUUUUUAAAGCCGUUUAUCUAAGCGGUUACGAUGGGUGUGGCGUUUGAAACUUUUGUAAGUUUUAGUUUGGGCUUUGAAAUGUGUCUGUUAACCCAUAGCUUGCAGGAGAUACUUGAGGGUAUUCUAUAUCUCUAUAAUCUUGAAAUGAAGAGAAAAUAUAAAAAAGAAAGUGUUAAAAAGUUAAAAGUAUAUACCACAUAUUCAAAAUGAAUGUCGGUUUUUUUUCCUUUUUUUUCUCAUUCGUUUUUGUAAAGAAAAUUUUACGGUGACAGCAGUUUCUUUUGGUGAUGUGACCAUUCCUAAACCUGGGCCCUGACUACAGAAAUAAAUUAGUAAAUAGCCACACAAAUGAACAGGGUUAGAACUAAAGCUGAAGCAAAUCAGAAAUACUUGGUGGAAAGGUUCUUUAACUCAAAAAAUUCAGCAAUGCACAUUCUACACAUUACUCCAAGCUAUCCAUUUUGUUCUUCUCCAUACAAAUUUAUUUUUUUAUCACGGGUGAGUUUGCAUUUUUUGCCAGGCUUUGUCAAUAUAAGGUCAAAUUUUAUGAGUGCAUUUAAUAUUUCGACGGCAUCCUACCCCUUAGUGUUAGUUAAGGCGGUGGCUGUUGAUUAAAUGCGUUCACCAUUGAGCAGAUUAGGAAGGUUCCAUUUUUAAUGUUUGUUUCUUUCGUAUUUUCAUUACGCGAGGGUUGACAUUUUGUAAUUGAAAAUUUUUCGCAAAGAUGAAUAGACUGAACUGAAGUAAUCAGAAACACAGGCUCUUUCUUCUGCGCGGUGAGGUCCUCAGCGUCGUUCCCAGUCGUCCUUGGCGAUUUCGUAUGUGACGUCACCUGUCUAUCUUGUCGGAAAAAUUCACGCUAGGCGUUCGAACCCAAGCUUCCUCUGCUCACUCGGAUAGCGCAAACUGGCCUGGGGACGAGGCUGUGAAGUCCUAAGGUGGAUGUCAAACCGCGUCGAGUUGAGAUUCCCUGCGCUUUUCAUUUUUCUCAUUUAGAUAAAUAUGGUAUUUCGACCCUCCCUUCCCUAAACUGCCCGUUUUUUCUUUCUUUUUCCUUUUCUUUACUUAUUUUUUGUGAGACGGGCCUUUUUCUUAGCGAGAGUCGUUGGCAUUUCAACUUAUACCUCCGCACGUUAAGCAGCGUGAUAUUUACCUUGUAAAAAUGCUUUGAUGUUGUAAAGUUAAUUUCUUUGGGUAACUUUUGACCACAAGGUGUUAUUGUUUCUGGCAACAAUCCCAAUGAGAUGUAAAUACUGGAACUUAAUUCUAAGAAAUAUAUUGAUUUCAUUGUUUAAAUUUAAGUACUGAACUAUGAGCGGAAAUCAUUAGGGCCAUUUAUACGAGGAAAAAUAAGACGCGUCUUACAUAAGACGCGUCUUAAAUAAGACGCGAACUUUUCCAUUUAUACGAG